This is a messenger RNA of Emiliania huxleyi CCMP1516, 1868 nucleotides long. RefSeq lists its product as hypothetical. Bases 1 to 1686 code for a protein of 561 amino acids. Lineage: Eukaryota; Haptophyta; Isochrysidales; Noelaerhabdaceae. Gene Ontology annotation, cellular component: cytoplasm. Gene Ontology annotation, biological process: regulation of proteolysis; proteasome-mediated ubiquitin-dependent protein catabolic process. The transcript has 3 exons. Gene Ontology annotation, molecular function: ubiquitin protein ligase binding. The record is from RefSeq and is a predicted model, not a curated record.
AUGGAGCGGCCCUCGAGCAGCAGCCAGGGAACGCUUUGCGAGCCGCCUCGGCCGACUUUCGUGUGCGACGCACUGGACGAGAAGCAGCUGACGACCUCCCUGCCCUUCAAAGUUCAAGUGCGGGUGCUCGAUGAGAAAGCCGAGGCGAUGUCGUCGUUCCAAGGCGACAUCAUGCUGCUCGCGAUUUCGCGCCGCACGUGCCUCGCGGAGGGGUUCGAGCGCAAAGCACUGGGGCGAUGGCAGCCCGCCUCGAGCCCACUCCACCACGAGAGCCAGUACUCCCACGGUUUCGACUCGGAGGUGGCGGCGCCCGGCUCGAGCCACAGCCUCUACCUGAGCGGCGGCAACGACGCCAACUUUGGGAUGACGCUCAAACUGCCAGCGACCGCGCUCGAGGCCGAGCCUCCGGAGCACUCGCCUGUGGCGGGCGGCGGGCCCGGCGAGUCCGAGUACGAGGACGCGGCGGCGCUGAACGGCAAGUUCCAGCCGGACGCGGUGUCCUUCUACGUGCGCACAGACAACAGCCUCGCGGACGCGGGCCACUUCAUCCUCGGCGAGAGCAACGAGGUGAACCGGCGCGUCGCGCAGUUUCAGUUUACGCGCGACGGCAAGAUGGGCCUUCUGGGGACAGGGGGCACGACCCACGGCGCGACGCCGUACGAGAGCAACCGGUGGUACCACGUGAUGCUGUGCUUCGACUGGAAGCGCAAGACCGUCGCCUUCUCCGUCGACGGAAAGCUGCUGCAGCGCUCGGUGCCCUUUCGGCGCGAGGCGUCCAACUUUAUCGGCGCGUGCGCGCUCGGCAACCGCGACCGGUGCACCACGUGGUUCGACUCGAUCCGGUUCGUGCAGGAGACGACGCUCAACCGCGUCGCGGUCUCGAUCGUCGACGGCGUCGCCGAGACGUGGCUCGGCCCGCUCGGCGAGGACGAGGAGGGGCGCUCGCUCGCGGCGCGAGACGGGUUUGUGCUACGCGCGGAGGAUGCCGACGGGCAGGUGUCGGAGCUCGCCGGCCCCUACCACCCGCUCUGCCGGAUCGAGGGGGCGCAGCGCGUCGCGAUCAACAACGCCGCCCUCGCCGACUUCAACACCUUGCUCGCCGACGACGCCAGCGCCGACGUCACCUUUGUGGUUGGCGGGCGAGACGUGCCGGCGCACCGCUGCAUCCUCGCCGCGCGGUGCGAGACCUUCCGCCGAAUGUUCAACUCUUCGAUGCGCGAGGGGUCGCGCGAGGAGGGACAGCGCGUGCCGAUCGCCGAGGUGUCGCACGCGGCCUUCUCCUGCAUGCUGCAGUACAUCUACAGCGGCGCGGUCGCCGUGCCAGAGGAGCUUGCCCUCGAGCUGCUCGGCCUCGCGGACCGCUACCUGCUCGAGGGGCUCAAGCUGCUCUGCGGCUUCACGCUCACGCGCAUGGUCUCCGCAGACACCGUGGCUCCCAUCCUGCAGGCCGCCGACCGGUACGACUCGCCGUCGUCGCAGCUCAAGGCGCACUGCAUGCAGUUCGUCCUCUCCAACUACGAGGCGGUCGUCAACUCGCCCUCCUUCGAGGAGCUCACCUCGAGCCCGCAGCUGCUGCUGGCGGUGACGCGCGCCGCAGCCAAGGUGGUCGCCCCGUCCGGCAGCUCACGACAGAUCUCGUGGGACUCGGACGGCGCGCCGGGGAGCAAACGCGCUCGACACGCGUGAGGACGUGGCGCGCGCCAGAGGGCGCGGUGAGGGGAGGGAAGGGCGAGGGAAGGGCGGGGCGUAGCCGCCGCGCUUAUGUACCACAAUUGGGGAGGGGGAGCGGCCGCCUUGGAGGCCUCGUGUAGACACGCGUGGGCCAGAGUGCGAUGGUGGUGAUGAUACAUUCAUGCUGUGAGCCUGUG